AUGGAUCUCGCCAGUACCUUGAUUCGCAGCGUCGCGCGCGCCUUCUACGAGACCCGUCAUAUCCUCGUGGUUGAUGCGCUCUUCAUCCACUCGGUGCUCCACGCCGAGGACCUCGCCUUUCUUCUGGGAAUGCAGCAAAAGGAUCUACGGAAGCUUUGCGCCAAAUUGCGCGAGGACCGACUGAUCGCAGUGAGCACGCGAGCCGAAAUUCGAGACGGCGCCACGCGCCCCGUCAACCGCGAAUACUACUACAUCCCCCUCCACCCGGUCGUCGACGCGAUUAAGUACAAGGUCUCCAGGUUGACCUCGACGAUUAAAGCACAGUACACGCCGAGCGAGGACCGAAAGGAGUACAUCUGCCUACGGUGUGGGACGGAAUGGACGGAGCUGGAUGUGCUGAGUCUGUACUCGGAGGAAGGGUUCGAGUGCCAGAACUGCGGCGCGAUCCUGGAGCGGACGGAGGAUGUCAAGGGCGCCGAGGGGAUCGACCGCACAGGACACGAGAAGAAUAGCAAGCUGAUGGCGCAGCUGGAUCAGAUGCUGAAGCUGCUGAAGCAGAUCGACUCGGUGGAGAUCCCGCCCAACGACUUCGACACCGCCUGGGACCACAAGGUCGACGUCGUCCGCAACCAGCAGAUCAACCCCACCCGGGCGACCAUCGUCGUGCCGCCCAAGCAGCAGGACGCCGUGCGGGGCAACGCCAAGACCGACACAUCCGCGCUGGAGAUCUCGCUCACGUCCACCGCCGAGAAGACGGCCGCCGAGCAGGCCGCCGAGGCGGCGCGCAAGGCGGCCGUGGAGAAGCAGAACGCGCUCCCGGUGUGGCACACGCACUCGACGGUCUCCACCGCGGCCGGCAACGGCAGCCGGGUGAAGACGGAGACGGACGUCGAUGUCAAGCCCGAGAUCAAGGACGAGGAGGACCAGAAACCCAGCAUCGACGAGCUCGACGACAAGGUGGCGGCGUACUACGCGGAGAUGGAGCGGGAGAAGGCCUUGCAGGCGCAGGAGGACGCCAGCAGUGCGGAGGACGAGUCGGACGAGUUCGACGAGGAAUUCGAAGACGUCGGGGGCGUCUCGGCCAGCGACGCAGCGUCCCCUGCUGUAGGAGGCGGGGCGCCGACCAGUGCGCCGUCCGCCACGUCCGGGUCGGGGAUCAAGCGCGAGCUUGACAUGGAUUCGAGCACGAGUAGCCCCCAAACGGGCGCGACGCCGGCCAGCGCCGCCGACGGACCGGCAGCCAAGAAGAUCAAGACCGAGCCGGAGAUCAAGACCGAGCCGGGGAUCAAGAGUGAAGAGCCGGCGGUCAAGAAGGAGGAGUCGGAUGAGGACGAUGACGAGGAAUUCGAGGAUGUGUAG
This is a messenger RNA of Aspergillus candidus, 1359 nucleotides long. RefSeq names its product putative transcription factor TFIIE complex alpha subunit. Gene Ontology annotation, cellular component: transcription factor TFIIE complex. Lineage: Eukaryota; Fungi; Ascomycota; Eurotiomycetes; Eurotiales; Aspergillaceae. The transcript is spliced from 3 exons. Bases 1 to 1359 code for a protein of 452 amino acids. Gene Ontology annotation, biological process: transcription initiation at RNA polymerase II promoter; transcription open complex formation at RNA polymerase II promoter. The record is from RefSeq and is a predicted model, not a curated record.